Messenger RNA from Myotis davidii, 396 nucleotides. Its product is annotated as ubiquitin-like. Gene Ontology annotation, cellular component: nucleus; cytoplasm. Bases 104 to 337 code for a protein of 77 amino acids. The transcript has a single exon. Gene Ontology annotation, molecular function: ubiquitin protein ligase binding; protein tag activity. Gene Ontology annotation, biological process: modification-dependent protein catabolic process; protein ubiquitination. NCBI's taxonomy places the organism in Eukaryota, Metazoa, Chordata, Mammalia, Chiroptera, Vespertilionidae. The record is from RefSeq and is a predicted model, not a curated record.
GAAGUGUAGGCAGACGCGCCAGACGUUGUAGGGGCUGUGUCGCUGUUGAGGAGACGCGAAGGGUUUGGACUUGCGGUAUUUUUGCACUCGCUAACAGGUCAAAAUGCAAAUCUUCGUGAAGACCCUGACCGGCAAGACCAUCUCCUUGGAGGUGGAGCCCAGUGACACCAUUGAGAAUGUUAAGGCCAAGAUCCAGGAUAAGGAAGGCAUCCCCACUGACCAGCAGAGGCUCAUCUUUGCAGGAAAGCAGCUGGAAGAUGGCCGCACUCUUUCUGACUACAACAUCCAGGAAGAGUCCACCCUGCACCUGGUCCUGCGUCUGAGGGGUGGCUGUUAAUUCUUCAGUUUUGCAUUCAUAGUGCCAGUGAUGGCACUACUCUGCAUUCUAGCCAUUUG